AUGGAUGCAUUCAUAAAUGAAUCAACUCUAACCUUUCUUAAAGCUUAUCGCAAUGAAAAUAUUCGAGUAAUUGAUAAUAAAUUUCAACCCCUUUUAGGUAAAUCUGUUGAGUAUCUUUAUGAUCCAAAUAGUGGGGCUAAAGCUAUGCAAAUAGGAUAUGAGUUAUUACAGCAGGGCAAGCGUGUGGCAUUCAUUCUAACAAGUUGCAGUAUAGUCCAAGUAUUGGCAGAAAAAGCCUCUAAAUUGCAAAGACCUGAUAAUUCUUCUAUUAGAGCCUGUGAACUUGAUUGUGUAGCUUAUACAAGUACAGUAGAAGCAGGCAUAUCUUUUGAAAAGAUUGAUCAUUUUGAUGCAGUUAUAGGAAUUACAAAUAUUGUAACUCCAGUUAAUGUUGAAGCCUUUAUUCAGAUAAUGUUUCAGAUUCGUUAUAAAAAUAUUCGUGCUGAACUCAAAAAUGCUAGAUCUAAUGAUUUGCCAACAGCAAUAAGAGGACAUCGCGAAUCUAGUACAGAUGCUUCUUUUCAACUUAUAAAAAUAGAUAAAAGUCAAGAAGUUAUAGAGAAUCGUAAAAGGAUUUGCAAUGAGGUUAGGGUUAAAGUAUUAGUUAUCAAGAAAACGGAUUUUGAGGCAGUUGCCACUUUUUGGAAUCUUGAUCCUAAAGAAGCUGAAAAUCUUAAGUUUGACCAAGAACGCUCUAUCUCAAAUACUAUGAAACUUAAAUGUUUUUAUAUGCGAAAUAUUUAUGGUGGCUUUACCGGUAUAGAUGAUAAGCAUAUCCUUUCUGGUAGUAUAAUAUCAGAAUCAUUCAAGCAAUCAUGUGAAAGGUUUAUAGAAAUCUGA
Funneliformis geosporum is the source of this 840-nucleotide messenger RNA. The record is from the annotation of a GenBank genome assembly. NCBI's taxonomy places the organism in Eukaryota, Fungi, Glomeromycota, Glomeromycetes, Glomerales, Glomeraceae.